CUGCAACAGCCGCGGGACUCCAGAAGCGGUUGAGUUAGCCGCAGUGCCAGCCUGGUGCUUUUUACGCGGUCCGGUCGGUCGGUCGGUCCUGGCUGGAAGCACCAUGGAGCAGCCCACGGAGCAAGAAGCCGGGCCGUCAGAUCCGAUCCCGUCCAGUUCGGGAUCGCGUUUGCCGGGAGGCUUCGGCUCUGCAGAAGCCUUGACGGCGCUAGGCGCGAUCGGACGGCGGUUGCUGUGGCUGUUGCCCGUGUAUCUGGCCGGCCGGGCGGGGCUCAGCGUGGGCUUCGUAGUCGCUGGCGUGGCCCUUUACAUGGGCUGGCGGAGCCGGCGACUGAGCAAGGAGCGAUCGUUGCAGACUGCCGGAAAGAUCCUGGGCGAGGAAGAGGUGACGGUGAAGAGCGCCGUGGAUCUGGGCCGAAGCCUGGGUCGGAACGAGCUUCCCGCCUGGGUCAGUUUUCCAGAUGUCGAGAAAGCUGAAUGGCUCAAUAAGAUUCUGGCCCAGGCUUGGCCCUUCUUUGGCCAAUAUAUGGAGAAGCUUUUGGUGGAAAAUAUUGCCCCAAAUAUACGCGCUUCUAACACCCAUUUGCAGACCUUCACCUUCAGCAAGAUUGACAUGGGAGAAAAGCCCCUCAAAGUCAUUGGAGUCAAAGUCCACACAGGCAUGAACAAGAAGCAAAUCUUGCUGGACUUAAACAUUAGCUACGUGGGUGAUGUCCAGAUUGACGUGGAAGUAAAGAAGUUUUUCUGCAAGGCAGGAGUGAAAGGCAUGCAGCUACAUGGCAUGUUGCGGGUCAUUCUGGAACCCCUCAUUGGAGACGUCCCAAUCGUAGGAGCUCUUACCCUGUUUUUCAUUCGUCGGCCAGCUCUGGACAUUAAUUGGACAGGAAUGACCAAUCUAUUGGACAUCCCUGGACUGAGCUCACUGUCUGACACAAUGAUCAUGGACUCCAUUGCCUCUUUCUUGGUUCUCCCCAACCGCUUGCUCAUCCCAUUGAUCCCUGAUCUCCAUGAAGCAGCUGAACUCCGUUGCCCAGUCCCCAGGGGCAUUGUCCGUGUAUAUCUAAUGGAAGCUAAGAACGUGCAGUCCAAGGAUAAGUACAUUAAAGGGAUGAUUGAGGGCAAGUCAGAUCCAUAUGCCAUUGUGCGAGUUGGAACUCAGGUUUUCACCAGCAAAGUCAUUGAUGAAGACCUCAAUCCCAAGUGGAAUGAAAUGUAUGAGUUCAUUGUACACGAGGUGCCAGGGCAGGAACUGGAGGUGGAGCUGUUUGACAAAGACCCCGAUCAGGAUGACUUCUUAGGCAGGAUGAAGCUGGACUUUGGGGAGGUGUUCAGGGCUCGUGUGUUAGAGGAGUGGUUCCCACUACAAGAUGGGGGCCAGGCUCGUGUGCAUUUACGUCUGGAAUGGCAUACACUCAUGUCAGAUGUUUCCAAGUUGGAUCAGGUUCUUCAGUGGAACAAAACUAUCUCCUCAAAGCCAGAUCCUCCGUCAGCAGCCAUCUUGGUGAUAUAUUUAGAGAGAGCACAAGACUUACCACUGAAAAAAUCUAGUAAGGAGCCUAAUCCUAUGGUUCAGCUAUCAAUUCAGGAUGUCACAAGGGAGAGCCGGGUUAUCUAUAACACUGUCUCCCCUGUCUGGGAUGAUGCCUUCCGCUUUUUCCUGCAAGACCCGAAUGUUGAGGACAUUGAUAUACAGGUCAAGGAUGACAACCGUCAGACCACUCUGGGCUCCAUCACAAUCCACUUGUCCCGCCUUUUAAAUGCUGAUAAUCUGACCCUGGACCAGUGGUUCCAGCUGGAAAAUUCUGGACCCAACAGCCGUAUCUACAUGAAACUCAUUAUGCGGGUAUUAUAUCUGGAUACCCCUGAAGUCUGUUUCAAUACCAGACCACGCCCCCCAGGAAAUCUGAAUGUCACAGAAAGUCCCCAUCUUGGUAGCAGUGUCGAUGUGCCUUCUCGGCCCACCAAGGCCAGUCCAGAUGCUACUUUUGGCACUGAGAGUGUAAUUCGCAUUCACGUGCUGGAAGCGGAGAACCUAAUCGCCAAGGAUAAUUUCAUGGGUGGGAUGAUUAAGGGCAAGUCAGACCCUUAUGUCAAGGUGCGCUUGGGAGGCCAGAAGUUUCGCAGCAGAGUCAUCAAGGAAGAUCUCAACCCUCGCUGGAGCGAGAUCUAUGAGGUCAUUGUGAGUAACAUCCCAGGACAGGAAGUAGAGUUUGACUUGUACGAUAAAGAUGUCGACAAAGAUGAUUUCCUGGGGAAGUGCAAGAUCCCACUGAAGCGUGUGCUAAGCAGCAAGUUUAUGGAUGAGUGGCUCCCCCUAGAAGACGUGAAAUCAGGACGCCUCCACGUGAAACUGGAGUGCCUGCCUCCUAUACCCAGUGCCGCAGAGCUGGAACAGGUUCUGAGAGUAAACAGCUUGAUCCAGACCCCAAAGAGUGAAGAACUAUCAUCUGCUGUCCUCUCUGUCUUCCUUGACAGAGCAACUGAAUUGCCACUCCGGAAGGGAUCGAAGCCACCCAGUCCUUAUGUCAGCCUGUCUGUGCGUGGUAUCUCCUAUAAGACGAAGGUCUGCCCUCAGACAGCAGAGCCUGUGUGGGAUGAAGCGUUCUCCUUCCUUAUCAAGAGGCCCCAUGCAGAAUCUUUAGAGUUGCAGAUCAAGGAUGAUGGGCACAGCCUGGGUGUGCUGUCGCUCCCACUGUCACAACUGCUAGCUGCAGAAGAGCUCGUCCUCGACCACUGGUUCCAACUCAGCAACUCUGGUCCUUCUAGCCAGAUUUUGAUGCGAGUGCAGCUUGGGCUUCUGGUUUCUCAGCACUCGGGGGUGGAGGCUUUCCAUGCUGCAGCAGGGGACGAAUAUGAGGAGAAUUCCCAGAAGGGAUCAGAGACUGAGCUGUAUAUCAGAGAGGAUGGAGACUCUGGCUCUUUGCAAGAGCUGCGCCAGCGGAUCCCCCACACCAACAGUAAUUUGGAGCUAGCAGACGCGCCUCUGGGACAGCUGCACAUGACUGUCUGGUACAACAUGGAUGCAAGGAAACUUGUCGUGAUCAUACAUGCCUGCAGAAACCUCAAGUCAAACGGCAGGGAUGCUCCUGAUUCCUACGUCUCUUUGAUCCUGCUGCCGGACAAAUCUCGUGUUACCAAGAAAAAGACUACUGUACGGAAGAAAACUGUGAAUCCCGAGUUCAAUGAGAAGUUUGAAUGGGAUCUCUCUCUGGAAGAAGCCCAGCGGAAGAAGCUGGAGGCCUACGUUAAAAACAGUGUCUCUUUUAUGUCCCGAGGAGAGCCAAUUGGAAAGAUACACAUUGACCUCUCCCAAGAAGAUCUCACGCAAGGUGCUGCCCAGUGGUACGAUUUAAAAGAUGACAAAAGCAGCUCCUAGUUUCCAUAGUGCCUCCACGAUCCAAGGACUUGAGUUGGCAUGAAGACCCCUUACCACCACCACUGCUGCCGCCAUCCUUCACUGCAAGAUUCCAGGCUCAUCUUCCGCUGGAUGGGCUUUUUCAGUGUUGUUUGCUUUCUCAAGCAAUCGUAGAAUUGUGUUUCUUAAAUCUUCUUUUUUCCGUGCGGAACCAAUAGGGGUAGAGAAAUCGCCCCUGAUUGGAUGUUUUUUUGAAGGGAAGAUAGACACAUUCUGCAUUCACUUUGCAUGCUUCUCUUAGCACUGAAAACCAUACGCUGCCUUUCUUUUGACCAAAGAAAUGGGCUCUUUUCAUUUUCAUAUUUUUUUAAAUUUUUCUCUUGGGGAUGGUGUUCCUUAUAGCUGUCUUGCAAGCUGUUGCUUUCAGCAGCUAAAAAGACCCAAGGGCUGCCUUAAAGUGAAAUUGGGGCAUUAGGUGAAAAGAUACAAGACAACCUGGAGGGUCCAAGUAUUUCUCCUGGAAGAUAAUGGGCAAAUGACCUCCUUUGAAACAAAGGUUUUCAAAUAGGGCCAGGGCCGUCUUCAAAUAGGAGAAGGAUCAGUUAUUUAGCAAGGGAACAUAGUGGUGAUAAAGGAGAUUAGGGUUCUUGUCCUAACUGUCCUAGUAAGGUUGUCAAAUGCCAUUUUCUGGAACAAGGGAACAAGAAAAGUGGAGAAAUGCAGUGGGGAAACAAUUAUUAUUUGCAAUGUUUAUAUUUUUCCCACAUUGGGGGAAUCCAUGCCUGAGCACUAUGCAUUUAGCUGACACUCCAAGAGGGGUAUCCCAUCCCAUCUCUUUGCAAAUCCUCAUGAACUGUGAUAGCAGGUGAUAAUCUUACCAUGCCUUUCUUGUUCUUUCUGCUUCCUGAAUUUUUAAAAUCGAAUCCGUUUGUGUUUUCUUCUCGGCUUGUCCCACUCUGUGCAGCCAAUCUAAAAGGGCAGGUUGCUUUCAUAGAGUUAUCUUUAUGGAUGCCGUUGCUCUAGUUGCUGCUUUUAACAUGAAUGUUGUUUGGUGCCUUCUUGCAUUCAGGUCUUUGAUCUGGUGCUGAGAGCAAAGCUCUCCAGCUACACCAAGUUCUAGGACGGUGUGCAUGCUGUAGCAAGGAAAUUCUUAAAUCUGUGCUCCAAAACAGAUUUACAAAGCCUCUCUACCUAUAUACAGCGAUAUUUGCAUGAUCUGCAUUUUGAUGACUUCCUUUGUACAGUAAGGAGGAAGAUCGGUACAGAAACUGUGAGGAGAUGAUGCUUCAAGGAACCACAAAAAUCACAAGAAACGAGAUGGCCAGAAAAGACUUGUGCUGAUUUCCAAGUUAUAUGGCAUGAUUUUUCUUAACUAGCAUGGAUAAAUUUUUAAGAUUUGCUACUGGGCUUUCCACAUAUGUAAAACUAAAGCAUUUUAACUUGUUUUUCCCCCACUGAUAAAUCACUGCUUGCAAAAUUGCAACACUGCGCCAUACAAUGCCACUUUGGCAGGGGUGGCAGCUGAGUUGAAUUCCUCUUUAAAAUUAAAUUUAAAAAAACCAACUAUUUUUAUCCCACUCAUCCCACCAAUUCUCCUCUGGUGGGGAAAAUGCGUGUGCAGCCUGCUCCUGGCAUGACUUAGCAGCUGCAUUGGGGUUGGCUUUAUAGAAGUUUGUUUUUUGUGGUCUUGUUAUGAAAAGGAACGUAACCGUGUGUUAUGUUUUAGAGUGAAUUUUAAAAAUCAUAGCUCGUAGCCCUUAGAAGCCAAAUCCCACUAAGAUGCCUGAUGGUAGAAGUUGAAUUCUUCUCCUGUUCUGGGUCUUACAAGGUGGAGCUGGUGGGCGACUCUGGAAAGCAAGAAAAGAUGGACUUCCCAAAACUUGGCUGUCCUAUCUUGAUGUUCUGUUCCACUGAGCAGAUUCUCUCCCAAUUACCCCCCCACACAUACACACACUCCGUCAAAUUCCCAAUCGCUCUCCAUGCAUUUCUUCUAUUCACACACCGUUGCCUCUCAUCUCUGGGGGGGGGGGGGAAGAACCCUAAGGCCACUCUUUGUAAUUUAUAAAUAGAUUUUUAAAAAUUGCUUAUAUCUCUUUGUACAAUCAUAGCGAAUGUAUCGGACACAACAAAUACACCUCUCCACUGGAUCUGGUGGUGCCGCCCCCACAGGUUUGCUGGCAGAGUCUGCCUGUUGGGGGUUGAAUCACCCACUGCCUUCCAUCAUGCCAAACCGAGCUUGCCGUCUUCUUCAAGCAGUCUUUACCAUGCAAGCGUGUUUCUGGCUCUUUGUGCCUUUCAUAGCCACUGCUGUAAUUUGUUGUAGCAAAUAAACAAAGAGGAAAAUGUGA
This is a messenger RNA of Notechis scutatus (mainland tiger snake), 5703 nucleotides long. It is a transcript of the gene ESYT1, whose product is annotated as extended synaptotagmin 1. Gene Ontology annotation, biological process: lipid transport. The record is from RefSeq and is a predicted model, not a curated record. NCBI's taxonomy places the organism in Eukaryota, Metazoa, Chordata, Lepidosauria, Squamata, Elapidae. Gene Ontology annotation, cellular component: endoplasmic reticulum membrane. Gene Ontology annotation, molecular function: phosphatidylinositol binding; phosphatidylcholine binding; calcium-dependent phospholipid binding.